AUGCCUGUGGUACCAUACCAGCUCUUCCACGAGAAGGACGUAACACUAGUCUGUAUCAUCUCCGCAGCGACAGGCGCAGCUCUCUAUGCCUGCUUCUACUUCGCCGGCAUCUAUUUCACCCUCGUUGAAGGUUUCGAUGCUGGAAAAGCUGGACUUCAACUCUUGUUCUACGUUCCAGGGAUCGGUGUCGGCGUCUACACCGCCAUUAUCGUGUGCAACGUACACCCUCGACAGACGAUUUGGCCCCUACUAUUCGGUACAAUCGUAGAGACAGCUAGCAUCGGCGCCCUCUCAUGGGCUAUACGUGCUCGCCAGAGGACCGCUGUCAACGUGCUCAUGGGCGUCGCCGGGUUCGGUACUGGGAUCCGCUUUAUGCCAGAGAACCUGCACCUGACGGGAAUGUACCGAGACAAGAUCGCUGUCAUUCUUGGCCUUUUGAGCUUCGCUGGUCCUUUCGGUGGAACCAUAGCUUUGACGGUGAUGGGCUCGGUCUUCCAGAACAAGAUGUCGGUCUACUUCAUCGGUAGCGAAGGCUCGUCUAGAUUCGACGUCAACUCACCCACCGCAUUGGAUGCUAUCAGCGACCUCUCAUUGGAAAAUCUGGAACGCUUCCGAUCUGCUGCCGCUAAUGCUAUCAGCUCGUCGUUUGUUUCCAUCUUGCCGUUCCUUGCCUUUAGCAUCCUUGCCGCGUUGAUGCUAGGCAACGUCUGGAUAUGCAAGGACAAGAAAGCGAUGAAGGCGAGAUCUCCCAGCGACUCGAUAGCGAAUACGGACGUAGCGCUGCAAGGUCAGACGCAGAGUGUGCAGCGGGAUGGGAGGCCGGAGGUGUUGACUGGGAUCUACCUCUACGCUUUAUUGAAAGGAACCGUAGCUUCACAGCGACACUUGGGCCCGCUGGAGGCGCGGUCGGAUCAUUACGAGGAGAAGACAGACCAGGAGGGUACCUCGCUAUGA
Alternaria ventricosa is the source of this 954-nucleotide messenger RNA. RefSeq lists its product as uncharacterized. The record is from RefSeq and is a predicted model, not a curated record. The coding region runs from base 1 to 954 and encodes 317 amino acids. Gene Ontology annotation, biological process: basic amino acid transport; transmembrane transport. Gene Ontology annotation, molecular function: basic amino acid transmembrane transporter activity. The transcript has a single exon. Gene Ontology annotation, cellular component: fungal-type vacuole membrane. Lineage: Eukaryota; Fungi; Ascomycota; Dothideomycetes; Pleosporales; Pleosporaceae.